AUGUCUAUAUUCGAAAAAGUAUUUAAGGGCGAAGAAACCGUAGCCAAUGAAAUCACGCGUAAGGCAGCAUUUCGCCUGGGUAAGCUAAAGGAGAAUGGCCUUCGUCGUCCUCUGAAGAUGGUUCUCGGUGCCAAAACCCAAGCCGAGGAGGUCUUCCGUCGCUCAUACCGUCCGAAAGACGAUCCGAUGCGACUGUUACGUGAUCUGGAGCCUGAAGAGCGCUCCAGGUUGAAAGAUGCACUUAUGGAGCUUCGUGAAAGGCAAUCCCAAGGAGAGGAUAAUUUAAUUAUUCGGGAUUUUCGCGUUGUCAGGAAGAGGCUGCAACUGAAAUGGCCUCCGUUUCACACAUACAGUGCAGUGGUUCGCGCCAUGAACGGAUCAUAG
Messenger RNA from Echinostoma caproni, 384 nucleotides. NCBI's taxonomy places the organism in Eukaryota, Metazoa, Platyhelminthes, Trematoda, Plagiorchiida, Echinostomatidae. The record is from the annotation of a GenBank genome assembly.